AAGUCGGAAGUAUCAUGGUGGCUAGUGCAACAGUGAAUACAAACCCCACUCUUCGGUACUGCGUCCAUAUUAAAGUAAGCCAAUGAAAACAAUUGCAGUCUUUGGAGGGGGGAUUGGGGGUUUAGCAGCAUCUUACUACUUGUGCAAGAGCCCCCAGGUUACCAAGGUCAUUAUACUUGAGUCCAGCAGUCGCUUUGGAGGUUGGCUGUGGUCUACCAGGAGGUCAGAUGGGGCGAUAUUUGAACAUGGACCCAGAGGGAUCAGACCUGCUGGGGCAGUGGGAUGCAACACACUCAAUAUGGUGGAUGACCUGGGUCUGGGCGGGGAGAUCCUGCCAGUCACCUACAGCCAUGUUGCCUCCAAGAACAGAUAUCUGUAUGUCAACAGACAGCUCCAUAGGAUGCCUUCAGGAAUCAGUGGGCUUUUGCGGACUGUUCCACCCUUCUCUCAUCCCCUCCUUUUGAGUGUUGCCUUGGAGAUACUAGUGAAGAAAGGCAAGGAGGAUGAUGAGUCGGUCCAUUCAUUUGUUUCACGGAGGCUGGGAAAGGAGCUGGCAGACAUAGCUGUGGACAGUUUGUGCCGUGGUGUGUUUGCGGGGGACUGCAGAAAGUUGAGUGUGCGUUCUUGUUUUCCUGUCUUGCACAACGCAGAGAAGAGCAGAGGUUCCCUGACUCUAGGCAUGCUGCUGGGCUCAGGUCCCUCUUCUGUGGUCCCCCCUGGCCCUCUGGCGCAAAGAUCUAUGAAAGAGUCAUGGGCCCAGUGGUCCCUGAGCAGGGGACUGGAAUCCCUCCCAGAAUCCAUUACAGAGCACCUACAACAGACGGGGAAGGUAGAGCUUCACAGAGACGCAGCUGUGGAACACAUCAGUCCUUCAGCCUCUGGUUGGAAGAGGAGAGAAUCGAUUGCUGCACGUCUUCGGGUCAACAUAAAGAGAGAUGGCAGGAUCACAGUGGAGGAUGGAGUCAUAUCAGCGGAUCACAUCAUCUCUGCACUGCCUGCUAAAGCCCUCUCCUCAGUCCUGCCCUCCUCCUGUCAACCUCUCAUCCAGCUGCUGCAUGACAUCGCCACAGUAACAGUCGCUGUGGUAAAUCUGGAGUAUGAGGGUUCCAUCCUGCCUGUAACGGGUUUUGGUCACCUGCUUCCAUCAUCAGAGGAUCCAGGUUUACUGGGGGUUGUCUAUGAUUCUGUUCCCUUCCCUCAACACAACAGAUCUAAUGGACAGACAACUAGACUUACGGUGAUGAUGGGUGGGGCCUGGUUCCAGGAAGUGUUUGGGGCCCCAGAAGCAGUAACAGAUGAGCGUCUUUUAGCAAGAGCCACUGAGGCAGUGCAACACCACCUGGGAGUAACCACAGCACCCAGCUGGAGUCGGGUGAAUUUACACAGGUUAACGUAAGUUGGUGCUCCCAGUCCCAAGGACAUUGAAGCUGAGGGACAGACUAACCCCAGUUGUGAUGAGGAGGAGGAUGAGACCAGAAAUAUGACAGGUGCAAUGUGAAGGCAUAGUCUACUAUGCAUUACAUUUUAGCCAGAGGAAAACCUUUUUAGUAGUACUAAGUGGGAUUUUUUUGUUGUAGUAAUAAGUUGACUAAAAGGGCAGACAAUUAUAUUGUGCAUAAAAUUAGAUGCAUUAGGAUAGAGUCAUAUGCUCUUAUUUUAAGUUAAAUAAUAAGCACAUAGCCAUUUGUGGCCAAUUCAUUAUUGCAUUUAUUUUAUAGUCUGGAAUUAAAUAAUAACUGCUGAUUUUCUUAUGCAGUUGAUUCUGAGGACAGCGUUUGUGUACUGUGUACAAGCAUAUAGAGGAUUAUAGGUAGAAAGGUGUGGGUUGGUGUGUGGGCCGGUGCGCCUGAAUGUCCCAGGCUUUAAUUUGUGUCCCAGUCCGUCCCUGGCCUUGUCUCUUAUACAACAUAUGUGAACAUGUAAAGAUACUUUAUUUGCACUUAAUUAUACAUUCAUACUUUUGUUUUUGUGCAAUCUUAUAAUUCUGCAUGUGACCACCACUAGAGUAAAUCUAAAAGAAAUCAGAUAUGAGCAUUUAGAAGCUCAUUUUUCCACCAAAAAAACAAUCAAGGAGCAUAACCCUGGGACCCCCUAGCAGGUGCCGGGUCUCGUAUCCUUCUCACCUUUUUCACCCCUGACCCAUUUUCAUGCCUGUAAUCAGUUCAUCGUUAAGUGAACAUUUGUGCUUCAGAUGAAGUAAUCCCCUCAAGUUGUUCUUGAGAUAUCACAUUCACAAGAAUGGACAAAAAAUUUACAGUGACCUUGACCCUUGACCCCCUACAGCUACUCAUGAACAAUGAACAAAUUAGAAGAAAUUCCCUCAAAGCGUUCCUGAGAUAUCACGUAUGUCUGUCUGUCCAUUGGACAACCUGAAAACAUACUGCCUCCGCCCACGGCUAUUGCUGGCACAGAGACAUAAAAAUGCACUCAGGAUUCUCUGUUGCUAAGUUAGUAUUUCAUCAGAUUGUUGGAGGGAAACAGAUUCUUUACAGCAG
This is a messenger RNA of Epinephelus moara (kelp grouper), 2495 nucleotides long. RefSeq names its product protoporphyrinogen oxidase (gene ppox). Gene Ontology annotation, biological process: heme biosynthetic process. The record is from RefSeq and is a predicted model, not a curated record. Gene Ontology annotation, molecular function: protoporphyrinogen oxidase activity, oxygen as acceptor. Gene Ontology annotation, cellular component: mitochondrial inner membrane. The transcript has 13 exons. The coding region runs from base 83 to 1396 and encodes 437 amino acids. Lineage: Eukaryota; Metazoa; Chordata; Actinopteri; Perciformes; Serranidae.